This is a messenger RNA of Penicillium manginii, 2508 nucleotides long. Its product is annotated as non-ribosomal peptide synthetase. The transcript has a single exon. Bases 1 to 2508 code for a protein of 835 amino acids. Gene Ontology annotation, cellular component: cytoplasm. The record is from RefSeq and is a predicted model, not a curated record. Gene Ontology annotation, molecular function: phosphopantetheine binding. Gene Ontology annotation, biological process: secondary metabolite biosynthetic process; amino acid activation for nonribosomal peptide biosynthetic process. NCBI's taxonomy places the organism in Eukaryota, Fungi, Ascomycota, Eurotiomycetes, Eurotiales, Aspergillaceae.
AUGGUUGGGAUACAGCAAGAUCCCGAGGGUCUCAUCGACCCCUCCUCGGGGCCUAUCGCGAAGAACCAGGCAGGAACCGGACUGCAAGUCUCGGGAGAUUGCUCAUUCCCGCAAUCAAAGGACUUGACCGGUCAGGGAAGACAGGACUACAGCGAUAUUCGACACAUUCAGUCUGUGCUAGAUAUCCAUGGAGGAGAACACUCGAAACAAACAACUUCGUUUUUGGUUCUGGCAUGGGCUAUCCUCCUCAAAGAAUACAACGUAUCUGAAUCUUUCCUUCUCUCGGUUCAUGGGAACAGAGACUGCGUGCGGCAUAUCCCAUUCAAAGUACGGCCAGCAUCUUCAAUAGAUUCAGCCGUGAAGGAGACGGCAGAAUUUCUCAGAGGGUCCAGUCUCCCCGUUGAGUCAGAAGCCCAGACAGAGGAUAACGAAGUAGCCUCCCGUGUGACACUGAAAAUUAUGAACUGCCACGAUUUUCCACCGGAGGAACGUGCCGACUUCCUACUCCGUUCGAAUGAAGCCCUACAAUUGGUAUGCUGGCUGCAAACCGAUACACCCAUAGACGCCCAUGUGUACUAUGACGCUAUGAAAUGUAUUGAUGAACAGGCACGGCGGUUUUUAGAUCAAUACCAAGGGAUUUUAAAACAACUCAUGCAGCAAGAUGAAACCAAAUCCCUCGGAGAUAUCGAUGUGAUUAGCGGCCAAGACAAGGCCGUUCUGAUAAAUUGGAACUCGAAUGAUAUUAUGAGAUCGCAAUGCCUGCUGCAUGAGUCCUUCCAAGCAAAAGCUCGUGAAAUCCCCACCCAGAAUGCGGCUGUCAGCACUGAGGGAUGCUUAACAUAUGCCGAAUUGGAUGAGCUCUCUUAUAUUCUCGCUGCGACUCUGGUCGAUCGUGGGAUCGGCAGGGGAGCAAUUGUCCCCAUCUUAUUUGAAAAGUCUGUCUGGGCUAUCGUCGGCAUAUUGGCCGUCAUGAAAGCUGGCGCGGCAAGCACAUCGACAUGUGUGAGCCAUCCAACUUCCUAUAUUGCCAAAGUGAUAGAACAGACCGGUUCCGCGGUGGUGCUGACUUCGGAGAGCGAAUACGACCGAUUGGCGCAGUUGAAAGAUGUUGAUGGCCUGAUUAUUUCAGAGAAAACAUUGAAAUCAUUGCCCCAGCCAUCAACGAGCUGGCAGCCCCCGAAAGGCAAUGAAGAAGAUAUUGCCUGCGUUCUGUUCACGUCUGGAAGUACAGGUCAACCCAAGGGAGUUCUUUUAAGCCACCGAGCUAUCAGCACGACGAUGCACCACCACGGGCAUGCCACGGGUAUUGAUGGUCCACCAAAGACCCUCCAGUUCUCGUCAUAUUCAUUUGAUAUGGCCAUCUAUGAGAUUUUCCAUGCACUGGUGCGAGGAGGGACAGUAUAUACCCCGUCAGAGGAGGAAAGAUUGCAUAGCCUCCCGUCUUUCAUCUCGAAAUACCAACCGACAUGGGCGUUUAUUACGCCCACAAUGCUCAGAAACUUCACUCCCUCCGACCUUCCGACGAUGGAAACCAUUGUUGUCGGGGGCGAAGCGGUGGGUAAUGACCUGGUCCAAUCAUGGGGUGAUAGGUUAUACAACGGCUUUGGGCCGGCUGAAGUGAGUAUCUGUGUGGCAACUCGAAUGAACCCACGAUGCUGGGUGGAUGGAACAAUAGGCCGGCCUGUUGGGUGUAUUGGGUGGAUUGUGAGCCCCCAUAACAUGAACAUCCUGACCCCAAUUGGAGGAAUAGGCGAACUUCUCGUGGAAGGACCAAUCGUUGCUCACGGAUACUUGAACGAGCCAGAGAAAACCGAACAAGUCUUUGUUUCAGCUCCCACCUGGAGGUCUACCUUUGACAUUCCACUUCGCGGUGCAUUCUUCAGAACCAGCGACCUGGUUCAAUACAAUCCGGACGGCUCGAUGCGAUAUUUAGGACGAAGGGACAACGUUCGAAAAGUCAAUGGUCAACGGAUAGAUAUCGAAAACAUUGAAUUCACCCUGCGAGAAUUGGAGACGAACUUGGAUAUCUCAGUGGAUGUUCUGAUGUUGCCGGGCGCCCACCGGCAAGAGAAAGUCGUCGCGUUCUUCGCGGAGAGGACAACUGCCAAAAAACCGAGAGUGAAAUUAUUGUGCAAAACGGAUUCGCAUGCAGAGAUGAAGCGUUACAGUAGAGAGGAUGCGAUUCGAGAUGAAAUGAGGCACCUUCUGCCGCGGUACAUGAUCCCUGCCAUUAUGGUUGAGCUCCCACUUUUACCCAAGACAGCUACUGGAAAAGUCAAUAAAAAACAGCUCGCCAGUAUUCUCACCGGGCUAAACAAUUUCGAGUUUACCAAACUCCUUAAGUCCAGGGCGAAUGGGAGACCCAAGCGAACUGCGCUGUCCGCAGCCGAGCAUCAAGUGGCGUCUCUGGUCCAAGAGACAUUGGGACUCGACAUGACAGAUUUAGAUAUGGACAGUACCUUUGUGCACCUGGGGGGGAGAUUCAUUGGCCGCGUUGAGACUGGUUAG